CGACCUCUUCAACAGAAAUCUCGCAAAAAGAGAAACACAACAACAGUAAGCAAAUAACAUCAAAAAUCACAAUUGCAAAACAUGGCUCCAAAAAACUCCAAAAACAUAAACCCAACCAUUAGACCAAGAGGCUGGAUUUAUUCGUGUGGGUUGUGCAAGCUGGAUCAUCCUAUUAAGACUUGCAAAAAGUUUUUGUGUCUUGAGCCCGAUGCUCGUUUUGACGUAGUAUGUGAGUAUUUUUACUGCAUCAAUUGCCUAGCUUGCUCCCACACUAAGUCAAACUGUCCGACAACUUUAUCAUGUCAAAUUUGUGGAGGGAAACACAAUACCCUAUUGCACUACGCAACCCCAAUCAAAGCAAUGAGCACCACACGCCAAAGUCGUCAUGAACAGCGCCAACAUCCAGCCACCAGACCUUCGUCGUCAACCAGAUCAAAAUCACAAGCGCCUAUUCGUUCGACAUCAUCGGUUCGACAGACACAACGUUCGCCGCAAAAUAAACAGCCCUCAACAUCAAAGGCAGCCCAACAUCACAUGUUUGACAAAAACCGUUUCAAACUGGUUCAACAGCCUCCAAAAAACAUCCCCUUUGGUUGGUCGAAGGUGUUUGUUCCAACGGUGCAAAUAAAAAUUUCAAUACCAGAACAACCAGGCAUGUGGCACCUCUGCCGCGGCAUUGUUAAUUCCCAGGCGACAGUGUCUCGCAUAGCGGUACGUCUACAGUCGGAGCUUCGCCUCGAAACCUUUGAAUACCGCAACACCAGAUUUGCAAAGGUGCUUAUUGCAGCCCGACUAAGUCGUUUCAACUGGAAAAGAGAAAUACGGGCAAUGUUGACGAACGACCUUCCACGAAAACCCUAUGACCUCCCCAUUGAUGCCAAUCCAUCAUCAGACUUCCCAGAAGACACGCUUGCAGACCCCGAUCCUCGAUGCAACGCUACUGUGGAACUAGAAAUUGGUGCUGAUUUCUACAAAGAUAUCCAUCGUAAUGGGUCUCUUGAUACCGAAAUACCUGGAGUCAUUGCCGAACAGACAGCAUUGGGAUAUGUUUUUAUUGGAGCCAUCGGCAAAAUUUGGUAACACUCCACGGAGGGGCCGAUAUGUUCAAUAAUGAGGAAUAUUGAACCUUGAAAAUACUACUAACAUUAAUUAAAACGUGAAUUAAAUUAACAUUUAUAUUUUUACUUUAACACUGAAAUUUGUAAUGGAAUAGCCCAUAAUCAGAACUAACAAU
Molecule: messenger RNA, 1234 nt
Organism: Musca vetustissima
Lineage: Eukaryota; Metazoa; Arthropoda; Insecta; Diptera; Muscidae
Exons: 2
Coding region: 82-1080 (332 amino acids)
Source: RefSeq, a predicted model, not a curated record